UUUCCUGUUUCGCUUGAUCUUCUUUCCUCUGGAGAUUUGUCAUUCCGGCGCCUUUCCUAUACCAUCUACGCUGAGUCAGAGUUCAUACCGGCUUGUUAGAAAGCUUCUAUGAUGGAUAGUCAGAGAAGCUUUUGGCAACUGGGAGAUGAACUACGGGGACAGUCUGCUUCUUCUUCGGAGGAUCAGAAAUGGUUGAUGGCUGCAUCGAAGUUGGCUGAACAGACUAGAUCCAAAGGCUUAAGAAUGAACAACCUCGAUCCCACUAAGACCACCAUGGAAAUGAAACCAACAGAGAAAAUUGGGUUUCAGGAAGAUAACAAGUUUGAGAGCCUUAAUUUCGGCAUGUUGAGUUUGGAUUCUAAGCUGAAUGAGCCUGUCAACAAGGGUGGUUAUUUGAGUGGCUUAUAUAAUGCGAAGGUUCUAUUUCAGAAAGGCACUGGAAACGUUAAUGUGGUUGUCGGAGGUAAUAUGUCUGGCACUAAUGGCAGCCUUACUAAGGUAGCAAACAACAUCAACAAGAACAACAACAAUAACAACAGUAAUAAUAGCAGCAGCAUCAACAAUAGUAUCAAUGCUGUUGACAAAAGGUUUAAGACAUUGCCUUCAGCGGAGACACUUCCAAGAGAUGAGGUGCUUGGUGGUUACAUUUUUGUGUGUAACAACGACACAAUGGAGGAAGACCUGAAACGACAGCUUUUCGGUUUGCCAUCCAGAUACCGGGAUUCUGUUCGGGCCAUAACACCGGGUUUGCCUUUGUUCCUGUACAAUUAUGCUACUCACCAGCUACAUGGGAUAUUUGAGGCUGCCAGUUUUGGGGCAACAAACAUUGACCCAACAGCAUGGGAAGACAAGAAAUGUAAAGGUGAAUCAAGAUUUCCUGCACAGGUGCGGAUCCGUGUAAGGAAACUCUGCAAGGCGCUCGAAGAAGAUGCUUUCAGGCCUGUUCUGCAUCAUUAUGAUGGUCCUAAAUUUCGUCUUGAGCUCUCCAUACCAGAGACCUUGGCAUUGCUAGACUUAUGUGAACAAGGAGGAAGUGAGUGAUGUGCUGAUCACAUCAGCUGUAGCAUCUGAAACUUGUUUGAAGGCCGAGGAAAAAAAAUUUCUCAGGGUGCAAUGAGAUCCAAUUGGCGUAUUUUGUGAACCUCUUGAUUUUCUGCAAAGGCGGAAGCUCUUGAGUUGUUUGUUCAAAGUUGGGUUUUGGUGAGGUUGCCAAAUAAUAUAUUGAGGUGUAUGUUGUAUUGUUGUUUUAGCAUAUGGCAGGAUACUUAC
Messenger RNA from Telopea speciosissima, 1269 nucleotides. RefSeq names its product B2 protein-like. The record is from RefSeq and is a predicted model, not a curated record. The transcript has 6 exons. Bases 109 to 1041 code for a protein of 310 amino acids. Gene Ontology annotation, biological process: response to endoplasmic reticulum stress. NCBI's taxonomy places the organism in Eukaryota, Viridiplantae, Streptophyta, Magnoliopsida, Proteales, Proteaceae.